Molecule: messenger RNA, 852 nt
Organism: Abrus precatorius (Indian licorice)
Lineage: Eukaryota; Viridiplantae; Streptophyta; Magnoliopsida; Fabales; Fabaceae
Product: transcription factor bHLH52-like
Exons: 2
Coding region: 1-852 (283 amino acids)
Biological process (GO): regulation of DNA-templated transcription
Molecular function (GO): DNA-binding transcription factor activity; protein dimerization activity
Source: RefSeq, a predicted model, not a curated record
AUGACACUAAGCACGUGGGACACACUUCAAGUUCCCAAUUCAGCACCACCACCAAACCAUCAUUUUCCUUAUUCAGAUGAAAGCUUUCACCUUUACGAUAACUACUUUCACCCAACCUGUGAUUUUUUCCACCCUUCUCAUCAACUUUUUCCAUGCACUGACCCCUUCAUUUCAUUCACUCAUCACACUUUUCCAACUGAAGAUUACCAACUUCUCCCAUGCCCAAAACGUCGAAAGUGCUUCUACGAGGAACAAGAACAGCCCUUGCACUUUUCACUAGAAGACUUUGCACCCUCCAAUUUCUUAGAUCAUAAUUUGUGUGUUUUGCAAGAAGAUCCAGAGCAAGUGCCACCAGAGUCCGUAUUCUGCUCCAUGGCGACAGAGUUUAAGGUUCCACAGCAAUGUACUUUUGAGGAUUUUCAGUGUGAGAAGAAAGGUAACGACAGAACUGUCUCUGCACAAAGCAUAGCGGCGAGAGAAAGAAGAAGAAAGAUCGCUGAGAAAACACAUGAACUUGGAAGCUUGAUUCCUGAUGGACCAAAAAUGAACACAGCUGAGAUGCUUCAUGCAGCUGCUAAGUAUGUUAAGUAUCUUCAAGCACAAGUUGACAUGCUUCAACUCAUCAAGACAGUCAAUGAAGAAGACGCGGAUCCUUCACUUGAAAAGUUACAUGCUCUGGUUAUUUCUCCCAUUGUUCAAGAGAAGUUGUACUCAAAAGAAAGUUGCUUAGUUCCAAAAGAAUUUGUCACAACUUUGACAAAUUAUAACAAUGUUCAAUGGGGACCUACCAUUAUUAAAGAUCUUAAAGAGUUGAUUGGGCCAGACACUGAAAAGAAAGCAGAACAAGAAUAA